Molecule: messenger RNA, 3523 nt
Organism: Varroa destructor (honeybee mite)
Lineage: Eukaryota; Metazoa; Arthropoda; Arachnida; Mesostigmata; Varroidae
Gene: Myo61F
Product: unconventional myosin 61F
Biological process (GO): actin filament-based movement; actin filament organization; endocytosis
Cellular component (GO): cytoplasm; myosin complex; microvillus
Molecular function (GO): actin filament binding; microfilament motor activity; ATP binding
Source: RefSeq, a predicted model, not a curated record
GCGCUUUUCAUCAAAGCAAGCGUUUCGUAUCACUGGCAAUAUUAAUGACACUCGGGGUCAGUUUGGUUGUUUAGUAUCUUCGUCUUCCCGAGAAAUAGAGGACCGCUCUUUCUUCCGUAUUCAUCUCAAGCAAAUGCUGGAGUUUUUCAACUUAAUUUUAUUGGCCGACACACAGCUAUCGUUUUGUAAUCCUGUAUUCUUGUGAGAGCUUGUGAGCGAACGCUUCGGUGCUGGUCGAGAUAUUGAUGCUCUCCUGUUGCAAGUCGCCCGAACGCAAUGGAGAACGCACUCCAGGCGCGUGACCGCGUGGGAGUCCAGGACUUCGUCUUGUUGGAGGAUUUUCAAUCGGAACGAGCCUUCAUAGACAAUCUGAAAAAGCGCUGCCAAGGAAACCUCAUAUAUACAUACAUUGGACCUGUAUUAAUUCUGGUCAACCCAUACAAGAAGUUAGAUAUCUAUGGAGAAGACUUUGUUGAGCAGUACAGAAAGUCAAAUUUCUAUGACCUUCCUCCACAUAUCUACGCAAUCGGCGAUGCUGCAUACAGCCUCCUCCGUGAAGAGGGCAAAGAUCAGUGUAUACUGAUUUCGGGGGAGUCUGGCGCAGGGAAGACCGAAGCAUCAAAACAGAUUCUUCAGUAUGUGGCUGCAGCUUCUCAUCAUUUAGCCAAGGUCGAGUACGUCAAGAGGCGCCUACUCCAAAGUAAUCCCAUCCUUGAGGCGUUCGGAAAUGCUAAGACAAAUCGCAAUGACAAUUCAUCCAGGUUUGGAAAAUACAUGGACAUCGAGUUCGACUUCUCUGGCGCUCCUGCUGGAGGGCAUAUUUGUCAGUAUCUUCUCGAGAAGAGCCGCGUUGUUGGGAGGACAUCACGGGAGAGAAAUUUCCAUAUCUUUUAUCAACUGCUGGCAGGUGCCGAUGAUUGGCUUUUGGAUUCAUUGAAGCUUCGACGCGAUAUCGCCUAUUACUUUUAUUUACAGGAGGGAGAUGCUUCGCCUGUGAACCCUACUUCGGAUGAUGCGACGGCGUUUAACGACGUGAUGACAGCGCUUGCUGUCUGUGAUUUCAGUCAAAAGGACCGUCAGGAAAUUUUAGCCAUCGUAGCAUCAAUUCUGCAUCUCGGCAAUACUGGCUUCGUGGAGGAAAAUGGAGAGGCCAUAAUUGCAUCCUCACUGGAAAAACAUCUGAUGGCAAUCGCUGAGCUGUUGAAAUGUCCGGAAGAUGUACUACGUGGGUCGUUGACUUAUCGUACGAUUGAGGCCCGAGGCGAACAGGUGCGCAGUCCAUUAAGUCGGGACCAGGCCCUUUUUGCAAGAGAUGCCCUCGCGAAGGCGCUUUACGAACGGCUUUUUAAAUGGAUUGGAAAUAGGAUCAAUAAUUCGUUGCGCUCUCGAGAUAACAAUCCUAAGACGUUAAUGGGCCUUCUCGACAUUUACGGUUUCGAAGUGUUCAAACGGAACAGUGUUGAACAGUUCUGCAUUAACUAUUGCAAUGAGAAGUUGCAGCAGCUCUUCAUUGAGCUGACAUUGCGAUCCGAACAAGAAGAGUACCUAAGAGAAGGUAUCGAAUGGACCGCAGUCGACUUUUUCGACAAUAAGAUCAUUUGCGAGCUCGUAGAGGAAAAGCACAAAGGUAUUAUCGCCAUUUUAGAUGAGGAAUGUCUUCGACCUGGUGGAGCCACCGAUAAGACCUUCCUGCAGAAGCUGGAAAGCACAAUACGGGGAACCAAUGCUCACUUUGUAACAUACAACAAUGCCACGCAGAAAAUCCGUAAAACCAUUGGGCGUGACGAAUUCCGUAUCGUUCAUUACGCCGGCGAGGUGACAUACAAAAUCGAGGGUUUCUUGGAAAAGAACAACGACCUCCUUUAUAGGGAUCUGAAGCGUGCUAUGGCUUCGGCUGAUUCGGACGUCCUUCGAGAAACUUUCCCCGAUAGCGAGUUUGCAUCGAAAAAAAGGCCGGUCACAGCUGUAACCCAAUUUAAAAUAUCUCUUCAGGAGCUGAUGGUUGCGCUAAGCACCAAAGAGCCCUGGUAUGUACGUUGCAUCAAGCCAAAUGAGAUAAAAGCUCCGGGUAAAUUCGACGAAAAGAUCGUCUUCCAUCAGAUUAAGUACCUCGGUCUCAUGGAGAAUCUUCGGGUGCGUCGUGCAGGUUUCGCGUACCGCCGGACCUAUGAGCAUUUUCUGCAAAGAUACAAGCCACUCUGUCUUGAGACAUGGCCCGUAUGGCGCGGAGAGCCAAUCGAUGGAGUAAAAACCUUGAUCAACCAUCUACGAUAUCAUUCUGACGAGUACAGUCUCGGCAGAUCAAAGAUAUUCAUUCGGUUCCCGAAGACGCUUUUUGAAACUGAAGAUGCUCUACAGAGAAGGAAGCACGAAAUUGCCGCUAUUCUACAAGCGCAGAUCCGGUCGUUCAUUGCACGCAGCAAGUUCAAGCGAAUGAAGAAGGCUGCGCUGUGCAUCCAAUGCUUUUGGAGACGUCAUCAAGCGCGACAGGAGCUUAAGCGUCGUAAAGCUGCAUCUGAAAUAAUCCGGAGAUUCAUUAAAGGCUUCAUUACCAGAAAUCAGCCAGAGAAUGAAAUCAACAGGAAGUUUGUCCAGCAGGUCCGUGCUGAGUAUCUACGUCGACUGUCUAGAAGCCUACCGAAGACUGUCCUCGAUAACUCGUGGCUAACGGCUCCGCUAAUCUGCCAGGAAGCAUCGUGCUACCUUCAAGCCCUGCACAAGCGCACCCUGGUGCGUAACUACAUGAAAAGGCUCACUCCAGUGCGCAAAACACAACUCCAGUGGAAGCGCGAGGCUAGUGACAUCUUUAAGGAUCGUAAGGCCAGUUAUCCCGAGAGCGUUAAACACAAGUUUGUGGAGUCGCACCUCGAUAACACGCAUAGCCAUCUAAUAAACACCUUCAACAAAUCCCACAAAAGUCGUCCUGAGGAAAAGAUUGAGUACUGUUUACCUGUGAAGAAAUUCGAUCGGCAUGGUUACAAGUCUCGGAAACGAGUGUUGAUCCUCACCGACGAGGCCUUCUAUCUUGUCGACUCCAAAGACUUUAAGCCGAAACAUCGUAUACCGUACAACUCCAUCGCCGAUGCUUGUGUCAAUGUAAGCUCCUUGGCGGAUGGACUAAUGGUUGUGAAAAUCCCAGCAGAAGACAUCAAACACGAAAAGGGAGACCUGAUAUUGGAUUGCGACCGUUCGUUGAUCGAGUGCAUUUCACGGUUAGCGAUGCUCGCAAAGAAGCGUACUCUCGUACACAUCACUCCGGAAAAUGCUAAGCUACAGCAUCAGCUGUCAGGUGGCAAAACUGGAACUAUUGAGUUUAAACGAGGGGCUAAAGAGGAAAUCAGUAAAACCAAGAGUGGAAGCCUCAAUGUCAUAUCCAUGUAGUCCGUUACGUGUGUUACAAACUUGACAUCGGCAGAGUCAAAGUACCCUCUCGGUCAUCAUCAAAAAUCUAUAUUUAGCACUUCGUGGUUUGUGUGUAUGCAGUCUGCCAAUAUCAGAGCAAGCUAACGAAAAAUUCACAAAA